Trypanosoma grayi is the source of this 1599-nucleotide messenger RNA. RefSeq lists its product as hypothetical. Gene Ontology annotation, molecular function: ubiquitin-protein transferase activity. Lineage: Eukaryota; Euglenozoa; Kinetoplastea; Trypanosomatida; Trypanosomatidae. The record is from RefSeq and is a predicted model, not a curated record. The coding region runs from base 1 to 1599 and encodes 532 amino acids. The transcript has a single exon.
AUGCACUCGAGAGAAACGCCGUCGACCCGCGCGCCCACAUUUGAGGAUAUUGCCGUUGAGAACCGGAAACGGUUGGCACUGAUGGGCGUUAUGCCAAAUAACAGGGCGAUUGUGCACUCGCUGAUGCAGAUGAUGUCAUGUACGGGCGAGUUGUGCAAUCUUGCGUACCACAAUGAGACCUCGCUCUCACCCUUUGAACAUAGCGAAGUCCGUGCGGUGAUCGGCAAGAUGGCUGUUUGUUUGGCAACUAUUGGUGAUGUGUUCGACGUCAAUGUGGGGCAAGAGGCCAUGGAGACAAUUGCUGAGCAGCUGAAAAAGACAAAGGACGCCACACCAGUACGAGGUAGAAGUGAACAAAAAGUGUCCGCACCGAUAUUGAUUGCGAAGAGUAACGCAGCCAGUGCUGGUGGCAGUGAAAAUAAUGAAGAGCCCAAUGUUUUGCUUUCGCCAACAUCCAACAGAGACUUCUUUGGCUACCUUGACGAACUAGUGAAGUACAGUCCAAGCGACUUUGAGAAAGCGGAUCUGAAAUGGGUGGCACCGUUGCCUGAUGGAACGAUUCAAGACCUUAUUGAGAACGGAUCGACGAUUAAUGUGAAGUAUAAGGACCUGCCCAAGUAUCUGGAUUGCGUCAGGCGGUACCGCAAUGCUCGCACAAACGAUCCCUUAAAGGGCAAACGUGGUGCCAAUCCUUCGAGUUCCGUAUCCGCACCCCGUCCCAAAAGCGCCACAUUUCCGGUUACAAAGGGCGGCAACCCGGUGCGCGACAAGGAGGAGUCGCCCUUCUCCCCGACUAACUUGGAGGGGGGUCUGCUGAGUCCAAAUGUUAAUGCAUUCGCGGUGGCGAUGGAUGCAUCAAUGCCAAAGGUGAACACAGGUAACACAUCCUCCAGCGAGGUGGGUACGUCAGAGGCCGAGUUCUACACCAGGGUAGAAGCGGUGAAGCAGGGACAUGUGAUGGGGGCACAAGUUGCACAACUAAACCUGACAUUUAGUGUGCCACGCAACGGUAAGCUUGUAGAGCUGAUCCCUAACGGUAUUCAUGUGAAGGUUACAUCAGCAAACGUCGCAGAAUUCCUUCGUCUUCUGGAGGACAAGUCUGCGAUGAUGAACGGCAGGGUUCGUCGUCUCGAGAGCAUAAAGAAGCUUGAGGUUACUGGCGCGGGCCCCCAAGAUCUCUCGAGGGAUAAGGACAAAUUCUCACCCACACAUUUCUCCAAGGAUAUAUUUGCACCCUAUGAAGAACGUACCAGUUUUUUAGUUGACUGCGAUGCAUCUGACGAAAUUUUGCCAGUUUUUAUAAAGGAACGAGAGCAACAGCAGCGACGCACAGAAAGCAAGUAUGUGAGUGUUGUUUGCCAGGGCGACACUAAGAGUUGGAAGGCUAUCAUUGAUGAGUUACAGCGUGAUCCUUCUGCUCUCAAAAAGUAUGGCGUUACAUUCUGUGUGCCUUCAGCCGUUGUGUUAGACGCAACAGAGGAGGAGCAGGCAACAAAGGUGCAUGAGCUGACGAAAGGCGGCAUUACAACGCCCGUGGAGGAGUCUCAACUAUGGCUUUUUUAUAGGAUGAUCGAGCAGUACUACUGCCCCUCUGUUUAA